AUGGAUACAUGGAGACGUCACUGCUACUGGGGGCCAAGCGGAUGUAAGGAAGAGCUUCCAGAUGGGCAGCCGGAAUGGUAUUGGUCUCUACUGGAAUUUGGAGUGAAAUUAAAACGCCAUGCCCCCUACUUUGGUCUAACGAUUAUUAUGCCUACGAUUAUCACCUGUUUGCUGACGCUAUGCUCAUUCUGGAUCGACACUCCAGCAAUGGCGAUUGCUCUUGUGAUAUUCAACGUCCUGCUCCAGGGGCUAUUUGGCUGGGACCUCAUUCGAGAGCUUCCUCCUGGUAGCGGAAGUGUACCAAAGAUAGUUUCUUUGUACGGCUUCAACCUUUCAAUGACAACAGUAGCAUUCAUGAUUAAUGUGCUGGCGCAGUUCUUCGAGUCCGUAUUGCCGAGCGAUCUGGAGCUUCCCGAAAAGGUAGCAGCUGCUACGACAUUUCAUAUCCCUACUUAA
This is a messenger RNA of Strongylus vulgaris, 456 nucleotides long. NCBI's taxonomy places the organism in Eukaryota, Metazoa, Nematoda, Chromadorea, Rhabditida, Strongylidae. The record is from the annotation of a GenBank genome assembly.